Aspergillus campestris IBT 28561 is the source of this 1527-nucleotide messenger RNA. Its product is annotated as aurora family serine/threonine-protein kinase. Gene Ontology annotation, biological process: regulation of cytokinesis; mitotic spindle organization; protein phosphorylation. Bases 1 to 1527 code for a protein of 508 amino acids. Gene Ontology annotation, molecular function: protein kinase activity; ATP binding. Gene Ontology annotation, cellular component: spindle microtubule; spindle pole centrosome; chromosome passenger complex. NCBI's taxonomy places the organism in Eukaryota, Fungi, Ascomycota, Eurotiomycetes, Eurotiales, Aspergillaceae. The record is from RefSeq and is a predicted model, not a curated record. The transcript is spliced from 2 exons.
AUGGCGACUAAGGCGCUUGAGGCUCGUUUCGGGCAUCUAUCCGUUCAUGACGACAAUGAUGGGCAUCAUAGGACUCAUUCAAUCCGAAACUCCAAGGUAUGUGAUCUCUCUGAAGCCUUUGCAACAUGUAUUAGGAGCACAAGUGACAACAGGAAGCAGGUUGCAACCACCAGCACACGUCGAUCGGACGGAACCCGGCCACGAGAGAACCCCAAUUCUGAUAUGUAUAGACUGCACUGCACGAUAAUCGACGCCGCAGAUUCCCAACAAAAUAGUGGCAAGUCUCUUCGGCGAACUCGAAAGCCGCUUUCAGUUGUUUCGACGCAGACGCUCAAUGAAACCGAUAAGUCAGAAGGACACCACGUCACUGGUACAAAGCCACAGAGUGCACGCUUCGAUAAUGUCGCCCCCCAAGUGGCUCAAGCCAAAAGUGGACGGACAUAUUCCAGAGCUCUACAUCCCCUCUCUGUUAUGGUUUCGCAGACAUCAGAUGGUGUGUCCGAGACCGAUGAACAGAAUGUUAGUCAUUCCAAGCGACAAGGCACUGCCGCCAACCAUGUCGCUUGCCAAGCAGCUCAAGCAAAGGGCGGACAGGCAACUUCCCUGAGUCGACACAGCCGCUCUAUUUCUCUGUCAAAAACACCAAAUGCAGUGGUGAGGGCAGAAAAAGACUCCGCCCAGCUGACCAAGCAACCGGUUCCCAAGCUGUUCCAUUUAGGCAUGUUCGAAAUUGGUCGACCCCUAGGAAAGGGAAAGUUUGGCCGAGUUUAUCUCGCGCGAGAACGACACACUGGUUUUGUUUGCGCAUUGAAGGUACUACACAAGGAUGAUAUCCAAAGGGGACGGGUAGAAAAACAGGUAGCUCGUGAAAUCGAGAUUCAGAGCAAUUUGCGCCACCCCAAUAUCCUACGGUUAUACGGUCAUUUCCAUGAUCGGAAACGAAUAUUUUUGAUCCUCGAGUAUGCUGGCAAAGGUGAACUGUACAAGCACCUACAGAAAGCAGACCGCUUCCCAGAGUGGAAAGCAGCCCAAUACAUCGCCCAAAUGGCAACUGCUUUACAAUAUCUCCAUCGCAAACAUGUCAUACACCGGGAUAUCAAGCCCGAGAAUAUCCUUGUGGGUCUUCACGGAGAGCUGAAGAUGUCAGACUUUGGCUGGAGUGUCCAUGCGCCAAGUGGCCGCAGGCUCACGCAGUGUGGAACACUGGACUACCUGCCUCCGGAGAUGGUCGAUCCAAAAAGGUAUGAGAAGCCGUAUGACGAAAAGGUAGAUCUAUGGUCCCUAGGGGUUUUGUUGUACGAGUUUCUGGUUGGACAAGCACCAUUUGAGGACACGCCUGCCAUGACGCAGAGGCGAAUCGCCAAGGGGGACAUGACAGUUCCUUCUUUUGUUAGCUGUGAGGCUCAGGAUCUUAUCAAAAAACUACUCGUGGUUGAUUCUGAUGAGAGAAUUUCCUUGAAGAAAGUUUUGGAACAUCCUUGGAUUCUCCACCACUGCGAGAGCCGUGCCAGGCAAGAUAAGUCUUAA